This is a messenger RNA of Drosophila teissieri, 2370 nucleotides long. RefSeq lists its product as uncharacterized. Gene Ontology annotation, biological process: transcription initiation at RNA polymerase II promoter; RNA polymerase II preinitiation complex assembly. Gene Ontology annotation, molecular function: RNA polymerase II general transcription initiation factor activity; transcription coactivator activity. The record is from RefSeq and is a predicted model, not a curated record. Bases 86 to 2239 code for a protein of 717 amino acids. The transcript has 5 exons. Gene Ontology annotation, cellular component: SAGA complex; transcription factor TFIID complex; SLIK (SAGA-like) complex. Lineage: Eukaryota; Metazoa; Arthropoda; Insecta; Diptera; Drosophilidae.
UUUGUUUAUCUUUUGCUGCAGCUUCAUUGUUUAUUUACCAACUGAUGAAAAUAUAUACAUUUAUGUAUUAUAUACAACCAAGAAGAUGAAAACCUCUGGCGCCGGCAACCCUGACGAGCUGAACAAGUCAUCGCACAGCAAGGUCAGCAAGAAGUCUACCAAGUCGCGAUCCAAGUCGGCGAAAUUGGAGUUGACUGGGAAGAAUUCCCUAUCGGCAUCCGCAUCAUCUUCCUCCGUAUCCGCAGUGAGCGGGGGCGUUGCAGUGGGCAGCCUGCCGGCCACGCCCACCCACCUAAACAUGGUGACAACGCCCACCACGCCAACAUCCAGUCUGGGUAACUACAAUCUGUUUGACGCCUCAUUUGCGGUUGCAGGAAGCGGUGGGCACGGACUCGCAGGCGGCAUCGCGGGCGCAGAAGCCUCCGGCAAUUCAAGUCGAAUGGGUCACCAGAAGAGCUAUGCUGGCUUUGAUCCGCGCAGCAUUAAGAUCUUUUGGGAGCAGCACGACCAGACCGAUGUCGAACUGUCCCAGGAUGUUUGCGCCCGUUUGGCGGAAGAUGCCUCCUACAAAGUCUGGGAGCUAAUCAAUAAUGUCAAAAUAUACUCUCGCCACUCGGGCGGAGUGGUAACCUACGAUCUGGUGAACGAAGUGCUUAAAGACGCCGAUGUACCGCCCAUGCUGGGUGCGAUGGACAGCGACUGGGAUCGGAUCGAUUAUGACGGCAGUUUUUACUUUCACUCGGAUAAGAUCUUCGAACUGAGCGCGGAGUUUCAGAAGGAAAUUAAUCUGUGCACACCCGAUGAUGUAGACUUUCAGAGCAUCUGCCCCGUGGAGGAUAAGCACACGGAUCAGCUAAGGCAGUGCGUCCAGAGUCUGGUUACGGCAGCCCUUUUUGCGGACAGCAAAUCGCAGACAGCCGCUGUCUGCCAUGCUUUUCAGACGCCCCUGAUGGGAUCUAUCUACCGAGUGAUAGUGAGUAAGAUGGUCCAGUUGCUGGCCUUUAAGCAGCAGGACCAUUUGAGCCAAAGGUGUUGGCGACUACUCCGUGCAUGCAACUACAACGCCACUGCUAAUCACAAUGCCUGCCGGCCGGAGUACUUCAACCUGGCGGAGGUACUUGUCAGUCAGCUAAUGGCGCCCUACGAAACCAUCAAGGCUCCACCCGUCGACUCAGAUCCAGGACAAACCACCUCCAUCAAAAUGGAGUUUGAAGAAGAUCUGAAGGUUGAGCCAGAGCAGUGCCCUAAUCCGGAAACUCAGGAAAAUCCGGAUGUCAUGGAAGUCGAUAAACAGGAGCAGGACCCGCAGAUGUUUCCGGGUGAAAGCACAAUGGAACACACAAUCUACAAGCUGCAAUCGGAGGAGGAAGAGGUGAAUCCCCAGCCGGAGACAGAACACCUGUCCAGCUACUUUGCCAGUCCAGUCGGCAAUGGCCUGGUAGACGAGCUGUGCGAAACUAUAGGACAGCUGGCAUCUCAAAGUGGUUACCUACAAGCAGAGUGCCUGUUCUUGAUCAAAAGACGCCUAGCGAGAUUCUUCGAGGGCCGGCAUGUUUGCAGUGAGAGAGACUUUAGGUAUAUCAGUAGAGCAGUCCGUGGGCUUAUUGCCCUGGGAGAAUAUGCCUUUCGUGAGUUUAUUCCCUACAUCUACAAACUUCGCGUCGAGGAAAUCCCGGAUAGCUUAUGGCCAGAUCUGGCUCCGGCUGCCAUCUUCCUCGGCGGCCGUGAUGACGUAUACCUGUAUGAAUGGCUGGAGCACGGAUGCGGUGCUGCUCUGCAGCCCUUCAUGGUCCACUAUGCGCAAGCCUAUGAAAAGAUGGUAACUAGGCGGUAUGUGAAGGCCAAACAACCCGCUUACAGGAUUGAAUCAGUGCCGGGAGUGCGUCGGCUGGAGUGGAGUACUCUUGCGGCAGCCAUGUGCCACGGGGACGAUCCUAGCAAGGCACUCAAGCCGAAGCCUACUCUCUGCGAGGCUUUCCCUGACCUCCAGUCACCGAAUCUUCAGCUCAACUGCGCGGGCAACAUCCGCUUUAAGUUCGCAGGCUGCCGCCCGGUGCUGCUGAAGCCGAAGGUUUCGACUGCUCCCCACUCGGCAGACUCGCCUUCGUCGACAGCAAACGGUGGUGCGGGUGGCGGGGCCAGCUCCGAUAUUCUGAUCGCCAAACGAAAACUCUUCAAGCCGCUGACGAACGUGAGAAAGUGGUCGCCCAUCAGUGGCUAUCACUACCUGAGGAUCUGAAAGCGGCUUAGAAAAGUAUUACGAGACCUUCUGGAGGUCCAGGAGGAGACCUGCGGAUCUCAAUAAAACUCUUUGUUUACUCUAGUCUCCCUCUCCGUUCUUUCGAAAGGCAAUUCGUUCAAGUUGGUCUU